UUUUUUUUUUUUUUCAAUUUUCCUGCCUUUUCUUGCAGUGGUGGAAAUCUAGCGCAGCAAGUAUUUCUUUGUAGGUAUCACUUCAAGUGCUCGACGUUUGAGAAAUAGGUUGCAUAUCAGGGUGUGGUGGUGUUUUCUUCAGUAUAAACUGCUUUCAGGCACCGAGCUUUAUAUGAGAUGUUUUGAAAUCCUCAGCUGGAUGAAUUGUUAUGCUUACUUGGAGCAGAAAGCUUUCUAUAGUAUGUAGUAUAGGCAGAAAGUGAAUUCCUUUGUACCUGCAUGGUGUGAAAACACCAUCAAACUUCUGUAUAGCCUUGUCGUGUGAAUGUUGAUCAUUGUGUAUUAGCUUUUCUAGCAUUAGAAAAUUAGCUCUCCAGUGAGUGUAUUCCCAUGAAUUAAGUUCUUUUAAUGAAAUACGUGUCUGCACUACCUUUAUAGGUUAUAUUUCAUGAAAAGGUUUCUCUUUUUCACAGACAGCUUUCAGUGUGUAUUUUAUAUAAAACUGUGUGACUGGAUGUUGCUGAUGGGAUAGCCCCACCUUUUGGUUAAUCCUCCUUGAAAUUAUGACCAAAGAGUUUCUCUGAAAAUUAAAGCUCAUGCUCUGUGUUGUGAGAGCAAGUCUGUGUUGGAAUAUCUUUUUAUGUCUUUGGGUUGGGGAGUGACAAGAUAAUAUCCUUUCCUAUUUAAUGUCAAGAUAAUUUUAAUACAUGACGUUUCAGUUCACUACAGUGAUUGUUUUUUAAUGCUAGUAUAAAUGAAGCAAAAUACCUUUUCUUAAAAAAAAAUUAAUAAAAAAAAUUCUGUCUUUAUUUUUUUCAAAAAGGGUGGAAAUGAUCUCAAGCCAAGGAGUCGUUGUGGUGCACGAAGUGACAUCUGAUAUAUGUUUGUGUGAAGCGAUACGUGAUCUGAGACUUGACUUUCAGUUCAGGUGUUGGAGGUGACAGUGCUCAUGUUCAAGGAGUUCACAGAUUAUUUUCCAAAUUAAAGGUUUUAAGCUUGAAAAAUAUUCAGUUGUCUUGGCAGAAGAUUUGUAUUAGUUAUUUUACUGCUGCUAGGAGCAACUUCCCUGAAAUACCGUGUAAUAAGCUACAUGUAAAGAGAAAAAGGAGAGGGGCUCUGAAGCCCUUUUAACUUACAAAAGGAGUUUGCUAUUUCACCUUGUGUUUAGGUUUUAGUUUAGGAAAGACAUUCAGCUUUUCACUCAACAGCUUGUCAGCAGUGUGUUUCAUGAUUAGAAACUGCAGUCUUUAAAAUUCAUGGCAAUACUCUUCUAGACAUAGUUGGGGAUCACCUGUUUUUUGGCACUUGAUAUGUUAUUUGAAACGUCUCCUUGUAUUCCAGUAUCUGUGAGCUGCUUGCUUUUAGGAGAUUGCUCCCGUGAUACAAAUUGUUAAUGUCCAAAAGCACUGAGUACUAAUCUGCCAGUACAAGUUGUCCUGGCUCUGGAGUAUAACUGCAGUGGUUGAAGUGUUGGAACUCCUUAAAGAGCCCCUCUUGGAGGGGAAGUCAGGUUUCUCGGAGUGAGUGUGAGAGUGCUGGACAAGGCAGCUGCUUGUGUGAGUGCUUAGGAGAAAUUUUUAACAGCAGUGUAUCUCUGGGUAUGUUUUCAGGCCCUGCCACUAUCCACAGCUUAACUGUCCAAUAUCCUGUGCUAAGCAUCAAGAAGAUUAUGAACUAUCCAGUGUGUGUCCUGGAUACGUGGAUGAUUCAGCAUGGUUUCCAUUUGGAAAUGCAGUAACCGUAGAAAGACUGGAAGUAGCGGAGAGGAGGGAGCAUCCAAACAUCCUUCCUUUCUUUUGCAACAGCUGCAGAGGCAACGGUCCUGAAAAUGUCACCCUAAAACAUUUAGUAUAUUGCAAGGCCCAUAAAAAACUUUUACUACAUCCUUUAUAAAACUUAAAAUUUCUGAGAAACAGGGUGUUUGCACACGGAAGGAUUUCAAGAUAGUUUACACCUGAAGGAUACUUGGACAAAGCUAGGACACCUGUUAACUUGAGUCAAGCUGGAAUUGUGAACAGUUAAGCAUUUUCUUCCUGACUGCUGGGAAAAGAUUCUGCUUUCAGGUUGUCAGAGAUGGUGAUUUGAAGAAUCAUAUUUCCGAUAUGAACAAAGCAAAAACAUCAGCUGAAAAAAGUGUUUCUGCCAAUUCUCGGACUUUAUCCCUGCUGUCACAGCUGGAGAAGAUCAAUGUGAGCUCUGUAUUAGGUGAAUCAGACAAUGCCAGACAUGUUACCUCAAAGAUCCUUCAUCUGGUCCAGAGUCAAGAAAAAACCAGGAAAGAGAUUAUUUCUAAGGGCUCUACUGGAAUAGAAGUUAUCUUGUCAACCCUAGAGAAUACAAGAGAUCUUCAAACUAUUCUAAAUAUAUUGAAUAUUCUCAUUGAGGUAGUCUCAGUUGGUGGUGGUCGGAGAGCAAGUGUCUUAGUCACCAAAGGAGGGACACAGAUCUUGUUACAGCUGCUUUUGACUGCCAGCAAAGACUCUCCUCCAAAUGAAGAACUAAUGAUGCUUCUUCAUACUCUUCUUGCAAAAAUUGGUCCAAAAGACAAGAAGAUUGGCAUGAAAGCAAGAAUAAAUGGUGUCCUAAACCUAUCGUUGAAUUUAGUGAAGCAAAAUUUACAGAACCACAGGCUAGUAUUGCCAUGUCUUCAAGUAUUAAGAGUUUAUUCAACCAACUCUGUAAAUGCAGUAUCUCUGGGAAAAAAUGGAGUAGUAGAACUGCUGUUUAAGAUCAUUGGCCCUUUUAGUAAAAGGAACACUAGCCUUAUGAAGGUUGCUUUAGACACACUUGCUGCAUUGCUAAAAUCAAAAACAAAUGCCAGGAGAGCAGUAGACAGAGGAUAUGUGCAGGUGCUUUUAACGAUUUAUGUUGAUUGGCACCAUCAUGAUAGUCGACACAGAUACAUGCUGAUACGUAAAGGAGUUUUACAGUGCAUUAAAAGUAUUACAAACAUCAAACUGGGAAGAAAAGCAUUUCUUGAUGCCAAUGGGAUGAAAAUUCUUUACAACACUUCACAGGAGUGCCUUGCAGUAAGAACUCUUGAUCCUCUCGUCAAUACAUCCAGUCUAAUAAUGAGAAAAUGUUUUCCCAAAAAUCGUCUUCCUUUACCAACUAUUAAAAGUGCUUUCCAUUUCCAACUCCCAGUUAUUCCUGCCAGUGGUCCUGUGGCUCAGCUGUACAGUUUGCCUCCUGAUGUGGAUGAUGUAGUAGAUGAAAGUGAUGAUAACGAUGAUGCUGAAACAGAAACAGAAGUUGAAACUGAAAUUGAUGAUGACAAGGACCAACAUUUUAAGAAUGAUGAUAUUGAGACUGAUAUUAAUAAACUGAAACCUAGACAGGAAUUGGGAAGACCCAUGGAAGAACUGAAAAUGUAUGAGCAAUUUUUCCCAGAACUUUCAGAAAACUUUCAGGAUUUGGACUUAGUUUCCAAGGAACCAAAGCCUUUUAUACCUGAUGCAAAUUUGAGUGGACCUAUUGUUGUUCCUACAGCCAGUGAGGAGCACACUGCUGAAGCAAACCCGUCAACAAAAGAAGUUGCUUUAAAGGAGUGCAGUCCUUCAUUGACAGAGGAAUACAAUAGAAGGCCAGUGUCUCUGGAACUACCAAAACAAGAUAACAUGAAAAACAGUAGUUUACAUCAGCAAAAUGAUCAAAGAAACAUGCUUCCAUCAUGCCAGUGUCUGAGCCAAGAAAUUGUGAAAGGUUUGGACAGAAUCAGUCUCCAGAACAGUGCAAAAAAUGAUCAGUAUUAUGGUACAGGGUGUGUAGUAAAGAAGGAAAGCAAAGAUAGCCUUACCACGCUUGCUUGUAGUAAAUCCUGUGAUCAUGUUUCACCCUGUGGAGGUAGUCUCUUUGAAGGAUCAUCUGUCCAGCUGGGAAAACUCUGCUGCACUGGAGUGGAUUCAGAGGAGGAGGGGGAUUCCAGAUCUAGUUCAUCAGGAGAACAUGUCAUGCUUCAAGUUUCUGAUGUAUCACCAGUUCAUGACUGUGAUCUUUAUCUUGAAAUGGUGAAGACCACAAAGUCUAUUCCAGAUUACUCAGAAGUGGCCUAUCCAGAUUAUUUUGGCCAUAUUCCGCCCCCAUUUAAGGAACCUAUUCUGGAAAGGCCAUAUGGGGUGCAGAGGACAAAAAUCUGUCAAGAUAUUGAAAGGCUGAUUUAUCAAAAUGACAUUAUAGAUAGAGUUGUGUAUGACCUUGAUAAUCUGAGUUGUUCUGUACCAGAGGAGGCAGAUGUUUUGAAGUUUAAUUCCAAAUUUGAAUCUGGAAACCUGCGCAAAGUUAUUCAGAUCAGAAAAAAUGAGUAUGAUCUAAUUCUGAACUCGGAUAUAAACAGCAAUCAUUAUCACCAGUGGUUUUACUUUGAAGUCAGUGGAAUGAAAACUGGCAUUAGUUACCGGUUUAACAUCAUCAACUGUGAAAAGUCAAACAGUCAGUUCAACUAUGGUAUGCAGCCCCUCAUGUAUUCUGUUCAGGAAGCACUGCGUUCUCGACCGUGUUGGACUCGUGUUGGGACAGAUAUUUGUUACUACAAGAAUCACUUUUCAAGAAGUUCAAUUGCUGCUGGGGGCCAGAAAGGAAAAUCCUAUUACACAAUUACAUUCACAGUGACUUUCCAACAUAAAGAUGAUGUGUGCUACUUUGCUUACCAUUAUCCAUAUACAUACUCAACUUUAAAGAUGCAUCUUAAGAAGCUGGAAUCUAUGCAUAACCCUCAACAGAUUUAUUUUCGGCAAGAUGUUCUCUGUGAGACCCUGGCUGGCAACAGCUGUCCAUUAGUCACUAUUACAGCCAUGCCAGAGUCCAAUUACUAUGAACAUAUCUGUCAGUUCAGGAAUCGUCCUUACAUAUUUCUGUCUGCUCGUGUACAUCCUGGAGAGACUAAUGCGAGCUGGGUUAUGAAGGGAACGCUGGAAUACCUUAUGAGCAAUAGUCCAAAUGCACAAUGUUUACGGGAAUCUUAUAUUUUCAAAAUUAUUCCCAUGCUCAAUCCAGAUGGUGUCAUUAAUGGAAACCACCGUUGCUCUUUAAGUGGAGAAGAUUUAAACAGACAGUGGCAAAAUCCAAAUCCAGACCUGCAUCCCACUAUUUACCAUGCUAAAGGGUUACUGCAAUAUCUGGCUGCUAUAAAACGUUUGCCUUUGGUCUACUGUGAUUAUCAUGGUCAUUCUCGUAAAAAGAAUGUAUUUAUGUAUGGCUGCAGCGUCAAAGAGACAAUGUGGCAUACAAGUGUUAAUGCUGCCUCUUGUAACCUGACAGAAGACCCUGGUUACAGGGCACUUCCCAAGAUCCUGAGUCAGACUGCCCCCGCAUUUUGCAUGGGCAGCUGCAGCUUUGUAGUGGAAAAGUCCAAGGAAUCUACAGCACGAGUUGUUGUCUGGAGAGAGAUAGGAGUACAAAGGAGCUACACAAUGGAAAGCACUUUAUGUGGAUGUGACCAGGGCAAGUAUAAAGGAUUGCAGAUUGGUACAAGAGAACUGGAGGAGAUGGGAGCAAAGUUCUGUGUUGGCUUGCUGCGUUUAAAAAGAUUGUCCUCACCUUUGGAAUACAAUCUGCCUUCUAGUCUGUUGGAUAUUGAAAAUGAGCUGAUUGAGUCAAGCUGUAAAGUGACAAGCCCCACUACAUACGUUUUGGAUGAAGAUGAGCCUCGCUUCCUUGAAGAAGUUGAUUACAGCGCAGAGAGUAAUGAUGAUCAAGAUGUUGAAUUAGCUGAUAAUACAGGUGAUUAUGAGGCAACUAAUCAAGAUGAUGGACUUUCAGACUCAGAUUCAACAAGGACACUCCUUUCUUGAACCAGCUUUGCUGCCAGUAACAGAAAAUAAAGUAUCCUGGAUUUCCAGUUGUAUACUUUGUUUCUGUUUUCUACAAAGGGGAUAAGCUUCAGUUAACAUAAAUAACUGAGGCCUGCAUAGCUCAAGGACAGUAAAUAUUUCUGCUAAAUUUGCAUUUCUUUAUUUAAAGAGUUCUGUGUAUUCUUUAAGCCCUAAACAGAUAAAUUUAUUUACCAGUUCAUUUUCUACUAAAUAGUACUGCAUGGCAUUUUGUGUCCUUAAGCCCUAUCUUCAGGAAAAUGGAUUAUAAUUUUUAGUGUGUCAGAGUACGGAAACUAAUUUUGUGUGGUACAGUUCUUUGAGUUGCUUCCUGAAAAAUACAUAUGUACAGGUUUUCUAAAUUAAUUUGUGUAUGUCUGUGUAUAUGCGCGUGUGUAUACUGAGGUGAAGAGGUUAUUUUUUGACAUUAUUUCAAUGAUACUUGAUUGUGUUUGAAGCAAUGUAGUGCCUGCUCUGAAACCAUUCAAUAAUUACUAAAUUAAAAAUGAGAAAAUGAUGUAUGA
Messenger RNA from Sturnus vulgaris (Common starling), 6331 nucleotides. The record is from RefSeq and is a predicted model, not a curated record. Lineage: Eukaryota; Metazoa; Chordata; Aves; Passeriformes; Sturnidae.